This is a messenger RNA of Owenia fusiformis, 757 nucleotides long. NCBI's taxonomy places the organism in Eukaryota, Metazoa, Annelida, Polychaeta, Sabellida, Oweniidae. The record is from the annotation of a GenBank genome assembly.
CUGAAGUGGGAAGACAUGCCAAGGAGCGGGAGAUAUGGCAGGAGAUAUGGAGGCUCUGGAUAUGGAAUUCUUCAACUUUUCUGCCAAAUAGAGAUAAUAUUUUUAAUGAUCUUCAAUGAUAUGGAGAAUGGAGUAAAAUCCCCCUCAAUGUUAAUCAGAGUUUCUAAUGAGACACAUUGCCAUGUAUUGCCUUCAGAUGUUGUUUCAGAUGUAGUUUCAAUGCAAUCAUUUCCCCGCAUUGUCUACACUGGUGGUUUUCUCUCUAGUAUGGAUCUUCGAAUGUCUCUAUAUAUUGUGGUAAACUGAACCGUUUGUGGCAAUAAUUACACAUAUUUGAUUGCAUUGAUAAUAAAUGAUUUUCAAGUUGCUUUUUGCAGUAUGGAGCAUUCUAUGUUCUGCAAGGUGACUGGAAUUUUUGAUUGAUUCCAGGCAAAUAUUACAUUCAAAACGCACAUUGCCUGGUGGUUUUUUCUCCAGUAUGGAUCAUCGCAUGUCUCUCAUAUAUUGUGGCAAAUUGAACCGUUUGUGGCAGUUAUCACACUAUUGAUCGUUUAUAUUUGAAUGCAUUGAUAAUCUUUAAGACCUUCAUGAUUUGGGACAUUGAGCACAAUGAUAUGGUCUCUCACCAGGAUGGAUCAUUCUAUGUUCUGCAAGGUGACUGGAGUUUUUGAAUGAUUUCAGGCCAACAAUACAUUCAAAACACAAACUGCUAUGCACUAUUUUUGAAUGAUUUUUCAGCUGGUGAUUCAAUGCAAAC